Molecule: messenger RNA, 1006 nt
Organism: Austrofundulus limnaeus
Lineage: Eukaryota; Metazoa; Chordata; Actinopteri; Cyprinodontiformes; Rivulidae
Product: dedicator of cytokinesis protein 9
Biological process (GO): small GTPase-mediated signal transduction; positive regulation of GTPase activity
Molecular function (GO): guanyl-nucleotide exchange factor activity
Source: RefSeq, a predicted model, not a curated record
AUCACUCCUGUGGAAGACGGGAUGAAGAGCGUCCUCCCUGACUCGCUUCACAUCUUCAACGCCAUCAGCGGCACGCCGACCUCCGUCACCAUCCAGGGCAUGCCGCACUCGGCCUCUGUGAUAUGAUCUAGAUCCAGAUCAAGGAUUGUAGAUUCACAGAUGAGCUGCUGGGACCAGAGACUCGCUCUUGUUGUUUUGCACCCUGGUCGAAUCAGACGACCAAAAACGAGACACUGGACUCUAGUUUUAUUCUUUAACCACACUAAAGUUGGACGUGUUGGCAGUUUAGAAGACAGCACUGAGGAGAGGCCUGAGAAGAAAAGUUACUUCUUUUUUUUUUACGUUAUGGACAGAUAUCAUUUUUUAUGAGACAAAACCUAAGCAGUGUUUUCCAAGGAAACAUUCCUCUUGGGAAUCUUUUUUUAAAACUUGCAUGUUGCUACAUCACCCGCUCCAAACAUCCAGUUUUUUCCUAAUUUUUAUAGUAUUUCACAUUAUGUUUUUAUGUACAGUAUUCCACUUUUAUAAGCCACUGUAAUGAUAAAUGUUGCACACGUCGAAGCUCAUCUCCAUUAUCUAGUGACAUUUUCAGAAAAGGCAGUUUUGCAGAAUGGGACUCUUUGCAUCUUAAAUCACUUUAAUGUCUUAGGGAGUUUUGUAAUAUUUAAAGCCAUUGCAUAAAGCAUAUUCCACAUUGUUCAAUGUUGUAUAUAAAAAAGGACUGUGUGCAAUAUUUGCAGAGUAUCUUGCUGUGUGGGGAUCAGACACUGUAAGGAAAAUGUUCACCUUCUUGCCAAAGCGACGAGGUGCAGAGAGAAGACACAACGCUUACUGUGGAAAAAAAAAGCUUUUGCUGUUUUAUGUGUUUGUUUUUAUGUUUAAAGAAAUGUUUUAUAUUUCAGCAGCAUUGUUUUUUUAUAUAAAUAUUUAACACAAGUCACUGUUCUGCUGUAAACAGAGAUAUUCCCUACUGCUUAUCUUUUAAAUAAAACACUCAUUUCCCUUC